Diabrotica balteata is the source of this 2794-nucleotide messenger RNA. NCBI's taxonomy places the organism in Eukaryota, Metazoa, Arthropoda, Insecta, Coleoptera, Chrysomelidae. The record is from the annotation of a GenBank genome assembly.
GCUGAUUAAAAAUUGUAUAGAAUUUUAGGUUAUAAAACUGGCAAAAGUAUUAAAGUACAGAUUAAAGUAUACUCAACUGUUGUGGAUGAAAUUUAAUUUUGUCCACGUUUUCCAGUUUCCAGUGCUAUAUAAAAAGGUACUGUGUAAAUGAUUUAGCAAUAACAAACUAGAUAAAAUGUCUAAAGUAAAUCAUACAUUGCCUCCAAAAUAUGGACUUAAGUUAAGUUUAGAUUAUGUUUAUCCAGAGAAGAGGAAUCAGGACUAUAGACCUAGUCUAAGAGUUAUUUGGAGUAUAUUACCCCUUAUAUUAAGGUAUAUAUUGUUCUACAUAAAAUCAAAGUGGAAAGGCCAUAAGGUUGUUAUGGAUUACAUUUUCCCAAGAAAACCGGAACAAAUUUAUGGAGUUCCAAUUGGUGGUAUUGGUUGUGGCACCAUAGGACGGGGUUACAAAGGACAGUUUUGUAGAUUUCAGCUGAAACCAGGAAUUUAUGAAUGGAACACAGUUGACGCCGAUGACUUUCUUGUAGUCAUUAAAGAUGAAAAAGGUUUUACACUAUUUGAGAGUUGGCUCUCUACAUAUAGGAAAAGGAGUUUAUCCUCUUGUAUUAGUAAAAUUCCCGAAUAUAAAAUUAAAUAUACUGGCUUAUACCCCAGAUCGUGGACAGAAUAUGACCUCACUGAAUAUGGUGGUGUUAAACUUAUAUGUAGACAGAUUAGUCCUGUUAUUCCACAUAACUAUAAGGAUAGUGCCUUACCUUGUGCUGUAUUUGUAUGGACAGUGGAAAAUGUUUGCGAUAGUGAUAGAACUGUGACAAUUGCUUUCACUUUCAAAAAUGGAACAGGCAGUAAAGAUGAUAAAAAAUCUGCUUGUAGUUCCAAAAUAUUUUCAUAUGAGAAUACAGAGGGUGUGAUCCUUUACCAUAUGAUAGAUAAAAUGCCUUGUGCCUAUGCCCUCGCAGCGAAAACCACCAAGGAUGUAUCUAUAUCGAAAUGUUUAUAUUUUGAUCCUAAAUCCGACGGAUUUGAUGAUUUAUGGUUUCCCCUGGCUGAAAACGGAGAGUUCGAUAAACCAAAGAAGUCCACUUAUGUUUCAGUACUAGUUAGUGUAGUUAUAUGUAUAGUUAUUACAAGUUUAAAGAAAAUGCCAUCAACAAGAAAUACUCCUGAAAUAAUCAAUAAAAGUGUUGUAGCACGUGUUGAGAAACUUGAAGAAGCUUUACAACAAGGUAUGAAGGAUCUAAGAUCUCAAGUAACCAGUAAUAUCUCAGCUUCAGGCAAUGUUUACAACGAGAUGGGGUGUGGAAUCGCAGCAAAAAUGCGAGUACCUGCUAAUCAAACCAAAGAAGUUGAUAUGAGUCUAGUUUGGGACAUGCCUACAAUUAGCUUUCCUAACCAUAAAAAAACUUACGACAAGUUUUAUACUAAACAUAAACUUCCUGAUUGGUAUAAAGGAGCUCUAUUCAACGAAACAUAUUUCGUAAGUGAUGGUGGAAGUUUGUGGUUAUGUCUAAACGAAGAGGAAAAGAAACGAUUGGCAAGCAAUGAUAAUGAUCCAAGGAAUGCAUAUGGUCAUUUUGCGUAUUUAGAAGGCCAGGAAUAUAUAAUGUACAAUUCGUAUGAUGUCCACUUCUACGCAUCGCACGCUUUAUAUAAAAAUUGGCCUAUGCUUCAGAAAUGCUUGCAGUAUGAUUUAAGAGAUUUCAUCUCCUUGGAAAUUAAUGAUCCCCUUAAAGUCCUAUAUAAUGGACAUAUAGUGGAAAGAAAGUAUCCGAAUACUGUUCCUCAUGAUGCAGGAAGUCCUGGUGAAGAACCAUUAGCCCUUAUCAACGCUUACCCAAUCCAUGAUGUUAGUUCUUGGAGAGAUCUGAAUUCCAAAUUUAUUCUGCAAACGUUUAGAGAUGCAUACGGUUCUUCUCCGAGUAAACCGGACUUACAAUAUUUGGAAGACAUGUACUCUACGUGUUAUACUAUUAUUCAAAAGUGUAUUAAGCACGAAAUAAACGAAGAUGGUCUAAUUGAAAACGGUGGUAUACCGGACCAAACGUAUGACUCUUGGACGAUGUCAGGUGUCAGUGCCUAUUGUGGCGGUUUAUGGCUGUGUGCUCUCAAAGGAAUGUCUAUAAUGGCCGCACAACUUGGAAAAGAAAAAGACGCACAAUCAUUUCAAAGUAUAUUAAAUAAAGCCAAACCAGCUUUCGAGAAAAAAUUAUGGAAUGGAAAAUAUUACAAUUUUGAUUGUUCCGAAAGUCAAUCGAAGUCGGUAAUGGCGGAUCAGCUUUGUGGCCAUUGGUAUUUAGGUUGUUCUGGAUUGAAAACAUAUGAUGUUUUUCCAGAAGAUAAUGUUAAAACAACUUUGAAAACUAUAUAUAAGAGCAAUGUUCAACUCUUCUGUGAUGGGAAUAUGGGUGCCGUCAAUGGUACAAUAGAUGGAAAAGUAGAUGAGUCUUCGGUGCAGAGUGUGGAAGUAUGGACAGGUGUUACGUAUGCUCUUGCUGCCACUAUGAUAUUAGAGGGCAUGGUCGAGGAAGGAUUCAAGACAGCGGGAGGAAUGUACAAUUCCAUGACUAAAAAGUUCGGGAUGGCUUUCGACACCCCUGAAGCUCUAUAUGAUAAAAAAUAUAUUAGAGCCGUAGCAUAUAUGAGACCAUUAAGUAUUUGGUCGAUGCAAACGGCAUGGGAGAUGUUUAAUAAUCGUUAAAUUGUAUGUUGAUUUUAUAUUAAAAUUUAUUUACAUAACAAGUAUUAUGUACACAUAACAAAUAUUUAAUCGUUAUAAUAAAAAAUCAUAAAUUUG